UUAACAAUGUCUCCCAUCAGCUCUGCUUCUCAUUUUGCUCUCUUCUUCUCUUUCUUCCUUCUCUUCUCCACUGCUUCUGCUUUUAACAUCACCAGAAUCCUAAGCAACUACUCGGAUUUCGGCAGCUUCAAUGACAUGUUAUCACGAAACCAUCUAGCAGAAGACAUUAAUAACCGCCGAACCAUCACCAUCCUCGCUGUUGAUAACGUAUCCCCUCUCGAUAGCCUAUCAUCGGCUGCGCAGAAAAGGGUCUUGAGCCUGCAUGUGGUAUUGGAUUAUUAUGAUAUUGCCAAGCUCAAAAAGUUGUCAAAGAAAUCUGCAGUUCUCACUACCCUUUACCAGUCCAGUGGCCAAGCCAGAGGCAGACAAGGGUUCUUGAAUGUGACAUCUAAGGGUGGUGAUCAGAUUGUCUUUGGUUCUGCAAUUGCCGGAUCCAGUCUUAAUUCCAAUCUUGUCAAGUCGGUCGCCGCCCAACCAUAUAAUAUUUCUGUGUUGCAGGUAAGCUCUCUUAUAAUGCCUGAUUCUGUAGUCCGCAGUAAAAGCACCCAGAGACCAGCCAAGGCACCUGCACCAGCGUCUCCGGCACCUGCUCCUUCACCAGAAGAUGCUGAUUCUCCUAGCCCAACUGCAGAUGCUUCAGCCUCAUCUCCCAUCGCAGAUGGUCCAGUGGCAGAUUCUCCUGAAGCGGAUUCUCAUGGGGUUGCAUCUGCGAGUGGCGGAAGCCUUGCGAUGGUCGGGAUGGUUUUGUUCUUCGUCUGGGGUCUACCAAAGAUGAUCUGA
Manihot esculenta (cassava) is the source of this 780-nucleotide messenger RNA. RefSeq names its product fasciclin-like arabinogalactan protein 14. The record is from RefSeq and is a predicted model, not a curated record. Gene Ontology annotation, cellular component: plasma membrane. NCBI's taxonomy places the organism in Eukaryota, Viridiplantae, Streptophyta, Magnoliopsida, Malpighiales, Euphorbiaceae. The transcript has a single exon. The annotation marks the transcript as partial.